Molecule: messenger RNA, 514 nt
Organism: Nothoprocta perdicaria
Lineage: Eukaryota; Metazoa; Chordata; Aves; Tinamiformes; Tinamidae
Gene: TNNC2
Product: troponin C2, fast skeletal type
Exons: 6
Coding region: 1-492 (163 amino acids)
Cellular component (GO): myosin II complex
Molecular function (GO): calcium ion binding
Source: RefSeq, a predicted model, not a curated record
AUGGCAUCAAUGACGGACCAGCAGGCCGAGGCGCGUGCCUUCCUCAGCGAGGAGAUGAUCGCAGAGUUCAAGGCCGCCUUCGACAUGUUUGACGCGGACGGCGGCGGGGACAUCAGCACCAAGGAGCUGGGCACGGUGAUGCGCAUGCUGGGCCAGAACCCCACCAAGGAGGAGCUGGAUGCCAUCAUCGAGGAGGUGGAUGAGGACGGCAGCGGCACCAUCGACUUCGAGGAGUUCCUGGUGAUGAUGGUGCGCCAGAUGAAGGAGGACGCCAAGGGCAAGUCCGAGGAGGAGCUGGCCAACUGCUUCCGCGUGUUCGACAGGAAUGCGGAUGGCUUCAUCGACAUGGAGGAGCUGGGUGAGAUCCUGCGGGCCACGGGCGAGCACGUCACCGAGGAGGAGAUCGAGGACCUCAUGAAGGACUCGGACAAGAACAAUGACGGACGCAUCGACUUUGAUGAGUUCCUCAAGAUGAUGGAGGGGGUGCAGUAAGGACCAGACAUUCCCGGGGCGC